GAACCAUCCAAACGCAUGGGACAGCUGUUGAGGGAAAUGGAACAGGCAGGACAAGAUAACCCUGUUGGUGAAAGCGAUCUGGCUUCCCAACCCACAUUCAGGAUUGAGCCUCUGGGAGAUGCUGAGGGUGUGUCUGCAGGGAGGACUUUUCCUGCUCCUUUGGUGGAUGUUGCACGCAAGCCCAGCUCCCAUCGCAGGGGUCCUCCAGCGGGAAAGAACAAAGCUAAAGGACACCAGAAAGCCCAGGAACCAUCCAAACGCAUGGGGCAGCUGUUGAGGGAAAUGGAACGGGCAGGACAAGAUAACCCUGUUGGUGAAAGCGAUCUGGCUUCCCAACCCACAUUCAGGAUUGAGCCUCUGGGAGAUGCUGAGGGUGUGUCUGCAGGGAGGACUUUUCCUGCUCCUUUGGUGGAUGUUGCACGCAAGCCCAGCUCCCAUCGCAGGGGUCCUCCAGCGGGAAAGAACAAAGCUAAAGGACACCAGAAAGCCCAGGAACCAUCCAAACGCAUGGGGCAGCUGUUGAGGGAAAUGGAACGGGCAGGACAAGAUAACCCUGUUGGUGAAAGCGAUCUGGCUUCCCAACCCACAUUCAGGAUUGAGCCUCUGGGAGAUGCUGAGGGUGUGUCUGCAGGGAGGACUUUUCCUGCUCCUUUGGUGGAUGUUGCACGCAAGCCCAGCUCCCAUCGCAGGGGUCCUCCAGCGGGAAAGAACAAAGCUAAAGGACACCAGAAAGCCCAGGAACCAUCCAAACGCAUGGGACAGCCGUUGAGGGAAAUGGAACGGGCAGGACAAGUCUUUGGGUAG
Molecule: messenger RNA, 804 nt
Organism: Vidua macroura (Pin-tailed whydah)
Lineage: Eukaryota; Metazoa; Chordata; Aves; Passeriformes; Viduidae
Exons: 11
Coding region: 16-804 (262 amino acids)
Source: RefSeq, a predicted model, not a curated record